GCAGAGGACACAUAAAAAGCUCCCUUCUUCCAUCCCUCUGAGCAAAAAAACACAUUUACUCACUCUCUGUUGUUUCUCAAUAGAAAUCUUGGAAAGUGAAACUGACGAAAUGGAUCAUAGUCAUUUGAGAAUGAUCUCAGAAAAUGCAGAAGUUCAGCAAUCCCUCUCCGACCUCAUUAUAAACAGCGGGAAAUGUUCAUCAAGCUCCAUUUUUUCUGAUCCCCUGCUUAAGAAAAUCCCGAUUACCCCUCUGGGUUCUUCAGUGUAUCUCACGCAUAUAGAUUUACUCCGGAAGCUCGGCCAAGAAACCAAAGCGAACCCAUUCAAGAAUUCUUCUCUGGUUCGUCCGGCCACCGCGGAAACGACGGCGAUGAUGAAGAUGCUGAAGAAGAAGGUGUACAGAGGAGUGAGGCAGAGGCACUGGGGGAAAUGGGUGGCAGAGAUUAGACUCCCUCAGAACAGAGUCAGAGUUUGGUUAGGGACUUAUGAGACUGCCGAGACCGCUGCCUAUGCAUAUGACGCCGCGGCCGUUAUACUCCGCGGCGACUAUGCGCGGCUGAAUUUCCCCGAGCUUCGCGAUCCCGAGAAACUCGGGGGAAACCCAAAGCUGGUUGCUGUCAAGAAUGCCGUCUAUGCGAAAAUCCAAUCUAUAAACCAGAAGGUGAAAAUGGAAAGAGAUAAGAAUAAGAAGAAGAAGAUGGUGACGAAGAAGAUCGAAUCCGGAGGGAUUGUUCAUGUUAUUGAGUCGUCUUCAUCGUCAUCUUCUUAUUCUUCCUCCUCGUUUGCUGGAACGGAAAGUGGGAAUGUUUUAGUGGGAAGUCCUUCGAGUGUGUUCUCUGGAGAUGGGUUUUCGAUGAGGGAGACGACUUCGCCGCUAAGCCCCACCUCCGGCGAGAUUUUGACGGCGCCGGGUCAACCAGAGUUCGAAGGUUGUUCCCUUGCGAGAAUGCCUUCAUUUGAUCCAGAGUUGAUAUGGGAAGUUCUGGCCAAUUAAGAGUUAUUUUUCUCCUUUACCCAAGAUAGUGAGUUUUACUGCUGAGUAUAUCAUGUGUACUCCCCUAAAUGAUCAUUUCAGUGUUUUAUUGCGUUUUAGUUCUACAAUUGUAACAUAUGUAUUGGUUCUUGCAUGCAUUAUUUAGAUGUAUAGGUCUAAUGUUUUGAUGUUAUGUACUCUCUCCAUCCCACUAACAAUGGGACAUGAAGAGCAACAAACAUACCAAUAAAGUUGAGUUUAUAUGG
This is a messenger RNA of Cuscuta epithymum, 1239 nucleotides long. The record is from the annotation of a GenBank genome assembly. Lineage: Eukaryota; Viridiplantae; Streptophyta; Magnoliopsida; Solanales; Convolvulaceae.